Exaiptasia diaphana is the source of this 3478-nucleotide messenger RNA. Its product is annotated as DNA replication licensing factor mcm2. The transcript has 18 exons. Gene Ontology annotation, molecular function: 3'-5' DNA helicase activity; single-stranded DNA helicase activity; single-stranded DNA binding. The coding region runs from base 79 to 2724 and encodes 881 amino acids. Gene Ontology annotation, cellular component: MCM complex; nucleus. The record is from RefSeq and is a predicted model, not a curated record. NCBI's taxonomy places the organism in Eukaryota, Metazoa, Cnidaria, Anthozoa, Actiniaria, Aiptasiidae. Gene Ontology annotation, biological process: double-strand break repair via break-induced replication; DNA replication; mitotic DNA replication initiation.
GCCUCGCUCUGGUGUUAAAGUCCCAAAGCGCGGGAAAUCUUGAUCACGUGAAAGAAUCAGCCGGUCGAUCAAGAAAGCAUGGCGGACCAAUCAUCGAGUAGUAUCGGAGUACCAAGUAGUCCAGCAAGGACUGAUGGACUUACUUCAAGUCCAGCUAGAGAUCUGCCUCCAUUUGAGGAUGAUACCGACGCAAUUCUUGGAAAUGAGGGAAGUGGUGUUGAAGAGGACGAAGGAGAAGAACUGUUCGGUGACAGACUUGAAGAUGACUACCGAGCCAUCCCAGCACUGGACACUUACGACCCUGCCAAUCUAGACGAGGACGACUAUGAUGACAUGGACCCAGAAGCACGAGUAGCAGCAGAGAGGGCUAUGAGAAAAAGAGACAGGGAGACCGCAGCGGCAACAGGUCGUCUUAGAAGAGGAAUUCUUUAUGAUGAUGACGAUGAUGACGAGGAUCGUCCCACAAGAAGACGAAGGAUUGCUGAACGUGCUGCAGAAGGAGAUUUCCAAGAUGAUGAUGAGGCAAUUGAAAGUAUAGAGAAUCUUGAAGACAUGAAGGGGCAUUCAGUGCGUGAAUGGGUUUCCAUGCAAGCUCCUAGACUAGAAAUCAAAAAUCGAUUCAAGCAGUUUUUGAGGACUUUUGUUGAUGACCAGGGCCAUAGUGUAUACAGAGAAAAAAUCAGACAAAUGUGUGAAGCAAACAAGCAGAGCUUAGUUAUCAAUUACAAUGUCCUUGCAAACGAACAACAAGUGUUGGCAUAUUUUUUACCUGAAGCACCAACUGAAAUGCUGCAAAUUUUAGAUGAGGCAGCAAAAGAGGUUGUCCUUGCCAUGUUUCCAAAAUAUGACCGCAUUACAACAGACAUACAUGUUAGAAUAGAGGACUUGCCCCUCAUGGAACAGCUACRUUCUCUUAGGCAGCUUCAUGUUAAUCAGCUGAUUCGUACAUGUGGGGUGGUUACCAGCAGUACCGGUAUCAUGCCACAGCUAAGUGUCAUCAAGUACGACUGUCCAAAGUGCUCCUUUAUUCUUGGACCUUUCUUUCAAAAUUCAGACCAGGAGAUCAAACCUGGUUCAUGUCCCGAAUGUCAAUCACGUGGUCCAUUCGAAAUCAACAUGGAACAGACGCUAUAUCAAAACUAUCAAAAGAUCAAGAUUCAAGAAAGUCCCAGUAAGGUUGCUGCUGGUCGCUUACCAAGAUACAAAGAUGUCGUCCUUACUGCUGACCUUGUGGACAGCUGUAAGCCUGGUGAUGAAAUUGAGCUGACUGGUAUCUACAAGAUCAACUAUGAUUGGUCUCUGAACAGAUCAAAUGGUUUCCCAGUAUUUGCUACAGUCAUUGAAGCUAACUAUAUCUCUAAACAAGAUGACAAAAUGGCUGUCACAAGUUUAACAGAUGAAGAUGUUAAAGCCAUCAUGGACUUGUCUAAAGAUGAGCGAAUUGGCGAAAGGAUUAUUGCAAGUAUUGGACCAUCCAUAUAUGGCCAUGAAGAUAUGAAAAGAGCCAUUGCAUUAUCCUUAUUUGGUGGUGUUGCUAAGGAUCCUGGUGGUAAACAUAAAAUAAGAGGUGAUAUCAAUGUCCUCAUGUGUGGUGAUCCAGGAACUGCAAAAUCACAGUUUCUAAAAUAUGUAGAAAAGACAGCACCAAGAGCUGUGUUUACAACUGGUCAGGGCGCAUCGGCUGUUGGAUUGACAGCAUAUGUACAAAGACACCCAGUCACUAAAGAGUGGACACUUGAGGCUGGUGCCCUAGUGCUUGCAGACAAAGGGACUUGUUUGAUAGAUGAGUUUGAUAAGAUGAACGAUGCAGACAGGACAAGUAUUCAUGAAGCCAUGGAACAGCAAAGUAUCUCCAUUUCAAAGGCUGGUAUUGUGACAUCUUUACAAGCAAGAUGCAGUGUCCUUGCUGCAGCAAAUCCGAUUGGUGGACGAUAUGAUCCUUCUUUGACCUUUGCAGAGAAUGUUGAUUUGACAGAACCUAUUUUGUCACGUUUUGACAUCCUUUGUGUCGUAAGAGAUCAGGUAGAUGCAAUCCAGGAUGAAAUGUUGGCUCGUUUUGUUGUGAACAGCCAUGUCAAACAUCAUCCAAACAAUCAAACAGAACCUGAUGACGAAGAAAUGCAGGACGAAGAAGAGGCCGAUGGCGACAAGAUUCCACAAGAUCUCUUGAAGAAGUACAUCAUUUAUGCCAAGGAGCGCGUGCAUCCAAAGUUGCACAACAUGGAUCAAGACAAAGUAGCCAGAAUGUUUGCUGAUCUCAGAAAAGAGUCAAUGGCGACUGGUUCAAUUCCUAUCACGGUCCGCCAUAUUGAAUCAAUGAUUCGUAUGGCUGAGUCUCACGCCAAGAUGCAUUUGAGAGAAUAUGUUAUGGAAGACGAUGUCAACAUGGCUAUAAGAGUCAUGCUAGAAAGCUUUAUUGAUACACAAAAGUUUUCUGUAAUGAGAAGCAUGAAAAAGGCGUUUUCACACUACCUCGCGUUUAGGCGCGACAACAACGAAUUACUUCUCUUCGUUCUUAAGCAGUUAGUUAAAGAACAGAUAUCUUAUUAUCGAAGUAGACACCAAAGUGAACCUGAUGUCAUUGAUAUACAGGAAGAUGAAUUUAUUGACAGAGCCCGGCAAAUCAACAUCAUUAAUCUAGCUUCAUUCUACGAAAGUCCGAUGUUUUCAUCAAACAGAUAUACACACGACAAGAAGAGAAAGCUUAUCAUUCAAAACCUUUAAUAGCCUGAGAGUGUUUGAACAUUCACUGAUUUACGAGUAAAUGAAAACAUUGUUUAACAGUUAGAAUCAUGCGAAACAAGAGAAAUACAGAGUAUGAAGAGAAAUAGACCAUACGCUACUGUGGUUCGUUCCUUAAAUUUUGCUCGAGCUUUCGCUGAACACCAGCAUAUCAGGCGAUCGUCAACUAAAGAUUCUGGUAUCCAGCGAAAGCUCGAGCAAAAUUAAAGCAACAACCAUAAUAGCGUAUGGACUAUUUCUCUUCAUACUCUCACAAAACAUGCUACUGAAGGACAACUUCACUAUUUUCAAGAGAAAUACAGUAUGCCGUUUACAAAAUGAAAACGACUACUUAACACGGCAACCACAGCAUUUUGGGCAUUCAGUCAGAAACUGAAGGUUUAAACUGUUUCUCGUCCUGCCUCUUGUAGACACUUUCUACACCAUAGGACUAUUUCUUUGAGCGCUUCAAUCUUAUCGGUUUUCGUAAAAGUGUCGAGGUGAAACGGAUUUAAAACGGACCAAAGCGCUGACAAUCCUCGGGCAGGGCAUUUCAAAAGAGCUGACAUAUAUGUGAUGUAUAAUACUAUUUAAAUUGGUGUGUUGGUAUCCUUGUAAAACCGUAUAGUAUUUGUAGAUAUUCUUGAUUUGUAACUUUUCCAACUAAAGUGGAUAAAUGUAAAUUAAUAUUCAGAAACUGUGUAUGGGUUUACUCACAAAUUCGUAGCCUAAAAUCUUAAAAAUAAUGAACAAUCUG